AUGAGUGCUUAUGGAAAACGAGAAAGAAUUGUAAAUGGAGCUGUAGUCGACAUACGCAAUUUGCCAUUCAUUGUCUCCAUAAGAUUUAAUCCAACGAAUAUUCAUUUAUGUGGCGGCAUUAUACUUAGUCAAAAACACGUACUCACUGUUGCUCAUUGUGUUUAUGAUUUUAAAUACGAUUGGUCCAACCUAAAAGUAUUUGCUGGAACUUCGACUUUGUCUGCGACCGAAGGUACUGCGUAUGCGGUAGAAAGUAUUCGGUAUCAUCCACGGUAUAACGCUGUACUCGUGGAAAUAACUCGUUACCGCUAUGAUUUGGCCAUUCUCAGUGUCCAAGGAUCGAUUCAGUAUAACGAAAUACGGAAGCCAGCUGUUCUUGCAACGAGAGAUGUUAUUCCAAACCAAAAUGUUGUGAUAGCUGGCUGGGGGCUACUAACACGUUUGAAAGGAAGAUUUUCUUAUAAUUUGAGACAAUCUACAGUUAAAACUGUUACACAUGAAUACUGUAAAAGUAAUUUCCCCUUCCCCGUAUAUGAUGAUGAAUUUUGCACAUAUUUGCAUGAAGGAGGCUUUGGAGAUGGUGACGAAGGAGGACCCGUAAUAAGUAAUGGGGUAGUAAUUGGUAUUAUUACCUACAGAAGUUCAUCGGAAAAUGAUGUAUGUGACAUUCAUAGUAAUCUUUAUAGACAAAUGGAUUUUAUAAGGUCCGUCCUGCAUCGUUAA
Messenger RNA from Ceratosolen solmsi marchali, 723 nucleotides. RefSeq names its product chymotrypsin-1-like. Bases 1 to 723 code for a protein of 240 amino acids. The transcript is spliced from 4 exons. Gene Ontology annotation, molecular function: serine-type endopeptidase activity. Gene Ontology annotation, biological process: proteolysis. NCBI's taxonomy places the organism in Eukaryota, Metazoa, Arthropoda, Insecta, Hymenoptera, Agaonidae. The record is from RefSeq and is a predicted model, not a curated record.